AUGGAGGUAAACAAAGAUGAAGCUUAUCGCUGUUUAGAUCGGGCCGAGUAUUAUAUCAUCGAAGGCGAUGUUGAAAAAGCAGAGAAGUUCAUAAAUAAGAGCAAAAAACUUUUCCCAACUUCUGAAGCGGAUGAACUAUUAAAAAAAUUAAAAACCCAAGGUUCGAAAAAACAUUCAACAUCAAAUGUAAAACCUGAUGGACAAAAUGCUAAGAAACGUAAAAAUACGCCUCCAGGUAGCCCUAGAGCAGAAAGAGCUAAUCAGCCAACAUAUACGAAAGCACAGUUGGACACAGUCAAAAAAGUUAACAACUGCAAAGAUUUCUAUGAUGUGCUUAGCAUAAAAAAAGAUGCUACUGAUACUGAAAUAAAAAAAGCAUAUAAAAAAUUAGCCCUAGUAUUGCAUCCAGAUAAAAAUCAUGCACCUGGAGCAGCAGAAGCAUUUAAAACUGUUGGUAAUGCAGUCGCCACUUUGACUGAUGCAGAAAAACGAAAACGUUAUGACAUGGUUGGCCAUGAGAAUUCUACAUCCGAUCAUGUACACAGAAAUUAUGAUCAUGGUUUUGAAUCGGAUAUUACAGCUGAACAGUUAUUUAACAUGUUCUUUAAUGGAGCUUUUCCAACAAGACAAGGGCCAAUGACACACCCAUACUAUUCUCGAUCAUUUUCAAGACGUUGGCCACCAGAGACUGAUAAUGAUAAUCAUCAACAACAGGAAUCAUCAAGCAUAUAUUUUCAACUGUUACCAAUUCUUCUACUACUUCUGCUAUCAUUGUUUUCAAACUUUUCGUAUGACCCUGUGUAUACUCUAAAACAUUCCCCGAAGUACCCUGUUCUUCGUCGAACAUCAUUCAGAGACAUUUCAUAUUUCGUGAAAGAUAAUUUUCAUACCGACUAUACAGGUGAUUUAAGACGUCUAGAGCAUACUAUUGAAGAAGAUUAUAUAAAUACAGUACGAACAAAAUGCAUACGUGAAAAAGAAUACUAUGAGUCGUUAAUGUGGAGAGCACGUUUAGAUGAUGAUUCUACCUUAUUCAAUAAAGCAACUAAAUACCAAAUGAAAUCUUGUGAGGAGUACCAAACAUUGAUGAAACAAAAAUAUAAAUAA
Molecule: messenger RNA, 1107 nt
Organism: Macrosiphum euphorbiae (potato aphid)
Lineage: Eukaryota; Metazoa; Arthropoda; Insecta; Hemiptera; Aphididae
Source: the annotation of a GenBank genome assembly